AUGAUGCAGCAGGAGCAGCAGCGGCAGGAGCAGCAGGAGCAGUGGCCCAGCGUAAAACUAAAAGUGCUUUGUUUGCAUGGAUAUCAACAGAAUGCAGAAAUAUUCCGCGAAAAAUCGGGCAGCUUUCGUAGUUCGCUGAAAAAAUAUUUCGAUUUUGGUAAGCGGUUGCAUGUUGUAACUUUCUUUUUGGCUCUUCAUUUUUAUAGCACUCUUUGUUUGCCGUGA
Gongylonema pulchrum is the source of this 225-nucleotide messenger RNA. The record is from the annotation of a GenBank genome assembly. NCBI's taxonomy places the organism in Eukaryota, Metazoa, Nematoda, Chromadorea, Rhabditida, Gongylonematidae.